AUGGCUACUUCUUACUCAAUUGAAAAAGUCAAUCCUAAAUUAUUAAGAAGAGUUUAUAGAGCUUGUCGACCAUCAAAUGAAGAACCAAAUUUAUCAUUAAAUUUAGAAAUUUGUGAUUAUGUAAAUGCAAAAGGUGGUUCAACAGCAAGAGAUGCUGCUAUUGCAGUUGUAAAAUUAAUUUCACAAAGAGAUCCACAAACUUCUGAAUUAGCAUUAAGUUUAUUAGAUAAUUUAGUUAAAAAUUGUGGUUACCCAUUCCAUUUGCAAAUUUCAAGAAAAGAAUUUUUAAAUGAAUUAGUUAAAAGAUUUCCAGAAAGACCACCAAUGAGAAUUUCAAGAAAUCAAAGACAAAUUUUAUUAUAUUUAGAAGAAUGGUAUCAAACAAUAUGUAAAAAUUCAAAAUAUAAAGAUGAUUUUAAAUAUAUUAAAGAUAUGCAUAGAUUAUUAUCAAAUAAAGGUUAUAUUUUUCCAGAAGUUAAAAUUGAAGAUAUUUCGGUAUUAAAUCCUAGUGAAAAUUUAAAAACAAUGGAAGAAUUGAAAAAAGAAGAAGAAAUUGUAAAUGCUUCAAAAUUACAAGAAUUAAUUAGAUCUGGAAAACCACAAGAUUUACAAGAAGCAAAUAAAAUUAUGAAAAUUAUGGCUGGUUUUAGAGAUGAUAACCUCAAGGAAAAUCAAAAAAAAUUAAAAGAAGAUAUUUUAAAAUUGGAAAGAAAAAUUGAAAUUUUAAAUGAAAUGUUGGAUCAAAUUGAUAACGGUAAGAAAACAAUUGGUGAUGAUGAUGAAGUAGUUAAUCAAAUUGUUGGACAAAUUAAAAGUUCUUUACCAAUAAUUGAAAAAAUUAUAAAUGAAGAAGAUAAAGAAGAUGUUGAAAGUAUUGAUAAAAUUUUAAAACUUAAUGAUGAUUCAAUUAAUGUAAUACAAAAAUAUGAAAAAUUAAAAGAUGGGGAAAUUAAAACUACCAAAACAACAAAUAAACCAGAAACAUUGAAUCUAAUCGAUUUUGAUGAUGAUGUUGAAACAUCUGAAGAUAAACAAGAACAAAAUUUUGUUGAUUUAUUAUCUGAUUUAACUUUUAAUGAUAAUAAUAAUAAUAACAGUACCAAUAAAGGCGCAAUUAAUUUAUCAAAUCUUUAUGGAUCAGCAGGUUCAAUUAAUUUAAAUAAUUCAAAUUUAUUAGCAGAUUUUAAUUCACCAAGUCCUCCACCUCAAUUACAAUCAAACUUAAAUACAACAUUAUCACCAGGUAAUUUUCAAUUCCCGAUUUCUACACCAACUUCAAUUCAAUCAACAUUUACUAAAACUAUAUCAAUUCAUAAAUCUGAUUUAAAUUUAAAUUUGGGUGUUGAAUCUUAUAGUUCAACUAAUUUACAAGGUCAAUUAAUAUUAACAGCAAAUCAAAAUGUUUCUGUUUCAGAUGUUAAAUUAUAUUUGGCAGUUCCUAAAAAUGUUACAUUAAAUUUACAACCUCAAUCAAGUGAUGUAUUAAAUAAUUCAAAUUUAAAAAUAACUCAAAUUUUAAAAAUUGAAAAUCAACAGCAAAAACCUUUGAAAAUUAAAUUUAAAAUUGAAUAUAAAUUAAAUAAUGAAUUGAAAGAAAUUAAUGGUGUUCAUGUUUUAAAUUUAUAG
This is a messenger RNA of Insectozyma verbasci, 1626 nucleotides long. NCBI's taxonomy places the organism in Eukaryota, Fungi, Ascomycota, Pichiomycetes, Serinales, Debaryomycetaceae. The record is from the annotation of a GenBank genome assembly.